This is a messenger RNA of Cladocopium goreaui, 1160 nucleotides long. Lineage: Eukaryota; Dinophyceae; Suessiales; Symbiodiniaceae. The record is from the annotation of a GenBank genome assembly.
AUGAAUAUCGCACGUAGAGCGAUGAUGCAGGUGCACAGGCGAGCUUUGUGGCAUGCCUGUCGGAUACCUCGGACUUUGUCUACUAUCCCAGGAAUGGAGCUUCCAGUACUUUCUGAGAAAUUGGAGGAGCUAGCUCGCCCCACUAAAAGAAGAAUCGAAGAAGCAAAGGUGUUGCACCCUGCAUUCUAUACGGAUCAGUCCUACGCACAGAUCGAGCGAGAACGCCUCUUUGGAAUGAAUUGGUUUGCGGCAGCACAUGUUCAUGAAGUCUCCCAACCCGGUGACGUCAAAGUUGUUGAGGUAGGAAAGACUUCGAUCAUUUUGACACGGGACAAGAACUACAAGUUGCACGCCUUCUACAACUCGUGCCGUCACAGAGGUGCUCGGGUUUGCUCAAGCAGUACCAAGGGAUGCAAGCAGCUGGUCUGCCCAUACCACUGGUGGGCAUAUCGAUUGGAUGGAAGCCUCAAAGCAACACCACCUGCAGCGAUGCCAAAGGAGCGAAAGGAGGAUCUAGGUUUACUUCGGGUGCCUGGCCUGGAGACCUUUGCAGGCAUCGUCUUUUUGAAUCAGUUGCCGAACCCUCCUCCUCUUCGUGACUGCCUCGGCGACCUGCCUGAGAAGCUGAAACGCUACGAUCUGGAUGACAUGGAGCUGUUCUCCACCAAGAACUACGACAUAGGAGGAGACUGGAAACUGAUUGCAGAGAACUUUGUGGACUUUUAUCACAUCGAUGCAGUGCAUCCAGAACUGUCGAGGUUUUCUCGAGUUGAUGACCACAUGCCAUACCAAGGUGAUGGCCAGUAUGUUGGCUUCGUGACAUCUCCUUUGACUGAUUGUGGAGGGCCAGGGGACAGCAUCAAGUUUGGCCAGUUUGCAAGACUUCGGGAAGUUGAGUCAAAAUCAGCUCUGUUCUUCCACAUAUUCCCGAACAUCUCAGUCACAAUCUACCCACAUUCAGUCUACACCUUGCUGACCUUGCCAUCCAAGACGCCAGGGCGAACAGAGGAACAACUUACGUUGCUAAUGGCGCCAGAAGCGCGCAAGAGUGAUGUCAGUGAAGACGAGCACCAGGAAAGAUGUAGCGCUUUAUUUGACUUCGUCACCAGCGUCAAUGACGAGGAUGCAGACAUCUUGAGAGAGCUGGCUACAGCAUCAGC